Molecule: messenger RNA, 1944 nt
Organism: Megalops cyprinoides (Indo-Pacific tarpon)
Lineage: Eukaryota; Metazoa; Chordata; Actinopteri; Elopiformes; Megalopidae
Gene: actl6b
Product: actin-like 6B
Exons: 14
Coding region: 252-1532 (426 amino acids)
Biological process (GO): nervous system development; regulation of transcription by RNA polymerase II
Cellular component (GO): NuA4 histone acetyltransferase complex; SWI/SNF complex
Molecular function (GO): chromatin binding
Source: RefSeq, a predicted model, not a curated record
GAGAGCGUGAGGGGGAUUUUUCGGCUAUCCGCCUUCGAUUAAUUCCAUACAUGCAUCACCUCCUGCAGACCCAAAAUCUUAUAUCUUCCACCUCCCUUUUGAGACUCACUUGACCCGAAGACCACAAUCAUACUCCAUUUUAUUUCGUUUAUUUUAUUCCAAGAUAUUUGCUCAGCUGCUUUUUGGUUCGCAGGCUAGAGUAGCUAUAUCUUUAUUUUUUGGUGAUAUCAGAAUAUUAUUUAGAUGACAAUAUGAGUGGCGGGGUCUAUGGCGGAGAUGAGGUAGGGGCCCUUGUAUUUGACAUUGGCUCCUUCUCUACUCGAGCGGGAUAUGCUGGCGAGGACUGCCCCAAGGCAGAUUUCCCCACCUCCCUGGGGGUGUUGGUGGAGGAAGAAGGUGGUGGAGAGAUGGGGGCAGAGCAGGAAAAGGCAACAGGGAGGACCUUCUACCUGGACACCAACGCCUUGCACGUCCCCCGGGCGGGCGUGGAGCUCUUCUCGCCCCUGAAGAAUGGCAUGAUUGAAGAUUGGGAGGCCUUCCAGGCCAUUCUGGACCACACCUACUGCAAGCACAUCAAGUCCGAGCCCAGCCUGCACCCGGUGCUCAUGUCUGAAGCUCCCUGGAACACACGGGCGAAGAGGGAGAAGCUGACAGAGCUGAUGUUCGAGCACUACAACAUCCCAGCCUUCUUCCUGUGCAAGACAGCCGUGCUCACAGCCUUCGCCAAUGGGAGAGCAACCGGCCUCGUCCUGGACAGCGGUGCCACGCACACCACCGCCAUCCCAGUGCAUGAUGGGUAUGUCCUUCAGCAAGGCAUCGUGAAAUCGCCUCUGGCAGGUGAUUUCAUCACCAUGCAGUGCAGGGAGCUGUUCCAGGAGAUGAACAUCGACAUCACCCCGCCCUACAUGAUCGCCGCCAAGGAGCCAGUGAGAGAGGGAGCACCCCCAAACUGGACCAAGAAAGACAAACUUCCUCCAGUCACCAAGUCCUGGCAUACCUACAUGUGCAAUGAGGUGAUCCAGGAUUUUCAGGCGUCUGUGCUGCAGGUAUCUGACUCCCCCUACGAUGAACAAGUGGCUGCGCAGAUGCCCACAGUUCACUACGAGAUGCCCAGCGGGUACACAACCGACUAUGGCGCUGAAAGACUACGUAUCCCAGAGGGCCUUUUUGACCCCUCUAACGUCAAGGGCCUCUCUGGAAACACUAUGCUAGGUGUGGGGCAUGUGGUUACCACCAGCAUCGGCAUGUGUGACAUCGACAUCCGGCCUGGUCUCUAUGGCAGUGUCAUUGUCACUGGGGGAAACACCUUGCUGCAGGGUUUCACCGAGAGGCUGAAUAGGGAGCUGUCCCAGAAGGCCCCACCGAGUAUGCGGCUGAAGCUGAUAGCCAGUAACAGUUCAAUGGAGCGCCGCUUCAGCCCCUGGAUCGGAGGCUCUAUCCUGGCCUCCCUGGGCACCUUCCAGCAGAUGUGGAUCUCCAAGCAGGAGUAUGAGGAAGGAGGAAAACAGAGUGUGGAGAGAAAAUGCCCCUGAACGAUGCUGCCCCCUACUGACACAUGUGCAAAACAACAGGGGGCAGCUGCCAGCCAACUCACAGAGAACAAAGCCAAUCAUUCCCAUGUCCAUGACUCUCUGAUGUUCCCUGUAGUGACUGCCGUACUACUUUUUAUCUGUCCCUUUCUAGACCGCCCUUUUCUUUCUUUCUCUCUCUCUCCGUGGUCUGUUCCUCUGUCCCCUUCCCCUCUCUCUCCCUUUAUCUGCUCUUUCCUCUCUCCGCUAAGAGCUCAGUCGCUCCGUGUCCGUCCGCCCGUCUGUCCCUCCAUCUGUCACAUGAGCAUCCAGGCGCGGCUUUCCCCGCAUCCGCGCCUUGUGACUCGCAUAAUCGCAGCUCUUUUGAGUGUGACCUUUGAAACGACAUCCAUGCAAAUAAAGGUGAACAAACGGA